AAGCGUCGGGCGAGCUUCAUUUUUCGACUUGGAUCAGACGAGAGUACCACGAGCAGGAACGAGCAGAGCGCCCGUAACGCCAAACCUGCUGUACUACUCCUUAGAGACUGGAGCACGUCAGAGCAUGGGCUCAGCUCGCAGGUUGUUGCUUGUUGCCGUUUUAGGGCUCGCUAUUGCAGCAGAUGCACGUACGAGUGCAACACUGUCAACUCUAACGCUCUCCCCAACUGCUGAUUCGCUAAUUACAACAAGGAGCGAUUCGACCAAGAACGAUUCUCCAUCGACCCCUGCUGUCAUCGGAAGCGCCGAAUCGGACACCAAUAAGGCCACACAAGCUCCAGCAACUCUGGCCCCGGCUACCACAGUUUCGCUUACCAGCAAAACUACUGAUCCUCCUUCUACAACAGCGCCACCUACCAAUCGUGCAUCGGAGUCAACGUCGGCUUCUGACAGCGAAGAGCAAAACACAGCCGAAAAACCCGCAAAGGUUAGUCCUUCGGAUCGUAGCUCUCUUGACUCGGUUACUCAAACCGAUGCUCCACCAGCCACGUCGACAUCGUCCAAGUCGUCGACAGCUUCCGUUGACUCUCUCAACGACAGCAACGGUGGCAUAAGUGCUGGUAACACGUCUUCCGGUAGUAUGGGUACACUCCUUCCAGCCUGUCUUGGCGCUCUAGCUUGUGUGGGUGCAGUUGUCAUGGCAGUCACGUACAAAAGAAAGCGCGACGUGAACGGAGAUGACAACGACAAUCGUCCCAGCUCGGACUGUGAAUACACAGGCGGAGGGGACUUCACCCCCGAAAACCGAACGCUCAACACAGUACAGGAAGGCAACACUCCGAGUUCCAUUAGCGUCGAUGUGGUGCCGCCUUUUACCAACUCGUCCGUCGGCUCAACGUCCCCAUUCGGUACCACUCGCUCCAAGCGAGCCCAACAUGGAAUUCCAAGACACGUGUCUGCGUCACGAAGGAGGAAGCAACGUGGUGCUCACUUUUGA
Phytophthora infestans T30-4 is the source of this 997-nucleotide messenger RNA. RefSeq lists its product as uncharacterized. Bases 125 to 997 code for a protein of 290 amino acids. Lineage: Eukaryota; Oomycota; Peronosporomycetes; Peronosporales; Peronosporaceae. The transcript has 3 exons. The record is from RefSeq and is a predicted model, not a curated record.